UCUCCAGCUUUCAUUGUAAGCAAAUGUGGAGAUAGAAAGAUAAUUGCGUGCAGUAUAUAUACCUAGAUUACACAAAUAUGUGGUCAUUUCUUUGGGAUCGGUUCGCCACAAUACUUGUUCUGCUGCCCUUGCUUUUCAUAACAGUGAUUGUUUCUACACUGUCUUUCUCCUCUCCGUUAACUCUGGAGAAAAAAUCUUCGGUUUUAAGUCUCACCGUUUCUGACCAACAGCCUUUAAAUUUACUUGGAGAGGUUGAAGAUUUCUCUUUCCCCAAACAACUCGAGGCACCCACUCCAGUUUACUCUCCUACUGAUGAUCAAAAUACAAGGGCAGAGAUUUUGCAUGCAGAUACCCUGUCUCUUAAUGAAAGUAAUGAUUCCAUAAUCAAAACAAAGAUUAUAAGGAAAUAUAGCAAGCUAGAGAUGGUGGAAGCCCGUUUAGUGCAAGCCCGGGAAGCCAUAAAAGAGGCAGCACGAAAUAGAGACUCAACAUCUAUACUUGAAGAUCCUGAUUAUGUACCUCAAGGCCCCAUCUACAGAAAUGCUCAUGCAUUUCAUAGGAGCUACUGGGAAAUGGAAAAAGUAUUUAAGAUAUAUGUAUACAAAGAAGGGGAGCGGCCAAUGUUCCACAACGGGCCGUGCAAAAGCAUAUAUUCUACCGAGGGAAGGUUGAUACACGAAAUUGAAAAGGGAAGGUUGUUCGUAACAGAGGAUCCGGAGGAGGCGCUUGUAUAUUUCUUGCCAUUUAGCGUGGUUAUGAUGGUUCAGUACCUAUACAUUCCAGGAGCCAAGGAAUACCAUGCCGUGGGAAACACGGUUGCCGAUUACAUAAACAUAAUUUCUCAGAAUCAUCCUUUCUGGAAUCGAAGUCUUGGCGCUGAUCAUUUCAUGCUUUCCUGCCAUGACUGGGGGCCUCACACAACUUCCUACGUGCCUAACUUGUUCAAUAGUUCCAUCAGGGUUCUAUGUAAUGCGAACAUUUCAGAAGGAUUUAAUCCAAAAAAAGACGUAUCACUGCCAGAGAUCCAUCUGAGGAGUGGUGAAAUCACCGGCCUUCUCGGCGGUCCCUCUCCUUCAAAGCGUCCGAUUCUUGCUUUCUUUGCUGGCCGCUUACACGGACACAUAAGGUACCUUCUUUUAGAGCAAUGGAAAGAUAAAGACCAUGACGUCCAGGUCUACGACAGUCUCCCAGAAGGAGUGUCGUAUGAAACAAUGCUGAAAACUAGUAGAUAUUGCUUGUGCCCAAGCGGAUAUGAAGUCGCCAGUCCCCGAGUCGUGGAGGCCAUAUAUUCGGAGUGCAUUCCUGUACUGAUCUCGGAUGGAUAUAUUCCCCCAUUGAGUGAUGUUCUUGACUGGAAAAAAUUCUCAGUUCAAGUGGAAGUCAAGGACAUUGGGAAUAUAAAAAAGAUACUGAUGAGUAUAUCUCAGAGUCAGUAUUUGAGAAUGCAUAGGAGAGUGAAGCAAGUCCAGAGGCAUUUUGUGGUGAAUCCAAGCCCAAGAAGAUUUGAUUUUUUUCAUAUGAUUGUUCAUUCCAUUUGGCUGCGAAGGUUGAAUGUUCAAAUUCAGGGUUGAUCAGAAAAU
Molecule: messenger RNA, 1580 nt
Organism: Daucus carota subsp. sativus
Lineage: Eukaryota; Viridiplantae; Streptophyta; Magnoliopsida; Apiales; Apiaceae
Product: probable glycosyltransferase At5g03795
Exons: 4
Coding region: 78-1571 (497 amino acids)
Molecular function (GO): glycosyltransferase activity
Source: RefSeq, a predicted model, not a curated record